AUGCCGCAUACCUUGGGCGGAUCACCCGCUGUCUUAUUAACUCCUGGCCGCACCAGGAACAUCGCACAAGACAUGGAAGCCCUCAGAUUAUCUCGCCAGGACAACCCUUAUUUACAGCAAGUAAUGGCUAGUCGAGAGAGUUUAAUAGAAAGUCAUGCAGAGGCCUGUGAGUCUGACGACACUAUAUUAAUGUCACAGGAGUUCGGAAGUACUUCAUUAGACUUUGUAGAAGACGAUCCCAUCACUCUUAAAGAAGUUCACGAACAUUUGAUAAGAUCACCACCACCGACGAGUUGCUGGCCUCACGAUAACAUCUCAUAUCGAGCGGCAAGCGCAUUUGACUUCACCGACGCAGUCACUUAUAGUGUACCGCAGGAACGUUCCCCACAUCGUAAUAAGGAUGACAUAAAACCUACUUCGAGUCGGCCGAGGUCAUCACGCUCGGUUUCACCGAGAUCUCAUGAUGUAACCAUUUGUGGUAGACCUUUAUCACUACCAGGUGAAAGUCACCUUCGGAUCGCUCUCAGUAAGAAGCCAUCACAGCAGUCGGAGAGAUUCACAAUGUUACAACACCCUAAACCUUUGAGACGAACUAACAGGAGAGGAGACGACAGCAUCCAACUUGUACAGAAUGAUAAGUAA
Danaus chrysippus (African queen) is the source of this 642-nucleotide messenger RNA. The record is from the annotation of a GenBank genome assembly. Lineage: Eukaryota; Metazoa; Arthropoda; Insecta; Lepidoptera; Nymphalidae.